AUGAAACGAAGCCCUGGCGAAAAUCAUGGCUUUGAAACUGAAACCAAAGAUGAACGAGAAUCCCCUCCUCGCUUUUUCCAUGAAGAUGAACGAGAAUCUCCUGUCUCUAUCGUAGGAGCAUCGGGUCCUAAACAAAAUAGCCCUGGAGAUACCCAGGAAUUGGUAGAUAAAAACAAUGCGGAAGUAGACUCUCCUAAUUCCUUUGAGUUCAGCAUAAGGUCAAUCCUUGGUGAAGAAGUUGUACCUAAAAGCAAAAUGAAAGGUCUUUACGAUGCCUCGAAUGGGGACGUAGAGACUGCUAUAAAUAUUUUCUACGAUAAUUCUUUAGAUGGAAGUUUCGCCGAAAACAAGGAUGAAAAUGUCGAAACAUUCCUUGCGCUGCAAAACUCUCAACGGAUUGAGUCCACUACAAGGCAAAAAGACAAAGAGAUUCCGACAUCGGAGGCGGAUGACUCUUCACCUGUAAAUUCGCAGGCUAAAAAUCAUAAUAUUGCACGAUCCUCUCCUAGGAAUGCAUCCCUUACUUCCUUUUCAUUUUUAACCAAAUCUAAUCAAGUCCGCAAAUACGUUGGUUGCUUUGGUGUCGAAGCGUACUCAAUUGUUUCCGGUUCUCAUAUUUUACAAGCUGGUGAACGUGCGUAUCUUGAACGUCAAAAAGCCCCUACAAAAACUCAAUAUCGGAAUUCUAGAAAGCGUUCAAAGACGAACAAUUCAUCUGGUUUAGCAUACACCAACUCCAUUCGGUUUUUGAAUAGUGAUCACAAAGAAAUUGGGAAGCUGCCUUCCGAAAAUGCUCAUGUGCUAUGUACUUUGAUGUCUCAAAAACUUUGGUCUUUUGAAGCGAGUUGUAUAUAUGCUGAUGAUUUCCUUCAUUUAGGAAGCAAUGUUACGCUUCAAAUCUAUUGUUUUCUUGAUAUUUCACAUCCAUCUUUAAAUCAAUCUCCUUUUUCGGCGAAAACUGCUUUUAUCGAAGACGACCCAGCCGCUUUUAUAGAUACCCAAAACAAAAGAGACCAUUUACUUCGUUUAUUUAGCUGGAUUGCAUUAGAGCCUUAUACUGAGAACUCUGUUGCGGGAUCAAACGUACAAAUCAACGAUCUUCUACUAUCCUCGUCUUCUUCAGCAAACCCAACGGUUUCUGAAACCUCCAGUUCAGAUGUUACUGAGGAUGAUGAUGCUGUAAAUGAACAGUUAAGUACAUUAUAUGACCGGACUCGCUUGAACGAAGCAAAUCUCCCCUCACAUGCAAUUCCCGAAGGAUUCCGUUUAGAUUUACGGGAGUAUCAAAAGCAGGCACUUUAUUGGAUGUGUCAAAGAGAAAAGGGUGAUGCCAAAGUAGAAACAUCCUCAAACCUGCACCCACUAUGGAGUCAGUUUUUGUUUCCUAUGGAUCCCGAGCUGUCUCCCGAAGAUUAUCACUUUUCUAAGGAUGACGAACCUCAUCGAUUUUUCGUAAAUUUGUAUACCGGUGAUAUUACAUUAGUUUUUCCUUCGAUGACCCCUUAUCACCGUGGUGGAAUUUUAGCAGACGAAAUGGGAUUGGGAAAAACUAUCGAAAUGCUUUCGUUAAUUCACGCUAGAAGGAGUUCCGAUGUUGUUGAGAAAUCUAUAGAGAAAUCCCCCUUCUCUAAUCGUCUUCCAAAAGCUGCAAAGACAACUUUAGUAGUGGCACCCAUGUCUUUAUUGGAUCAAUGGCAAUCCGAGGCAGUGAAAGUUUCUAAUAUUAAUUCCUUUAAAACAUUGGUGUAUUACGGUUCUGAUACAUCCACAAAUUUGCAAUCUCUUGCUACCAACAGUGCUCCUGAUUUGGUUAUUACUAGCUACGGUGUUUUGCUUUCAGAGUCUUCUAACACUCCCGAUGCUUCUGGGUUGUUUUCUGUUCACUGGCACCGGGUCAUUUUGGACGAAGGUCAUUCCAUAAAAAAUCCCAGCAGUAAAACCGCCAAGGCGUGUUAUGCGAUAUCAGCUCAGAAUCGAUGGGUAAUUACGGGAACGCCAAUUGUAAAUAAAUUGGACGAUUUGUACAGUAUGAUAAAAUUUUUACAAAUAGAACCAUGGUGCAACUACAAUUACUGGCGUACAUUCGUUAGUGUACCAUAUGAGGCAAAGGACAUUCUAAAGGCUUUGAAUGUAGUGCAAUCUAUUCUCGAGCCUCUUGUUUUACGAAGAACAAAGGAAACGAAAGAUAUCAGUGGAAGUCCUAUAGUUUGUUUACCUGAUCGCAAAAUUGAGACUAUAUAUCUGGAGUUUUCGGAAGCAGAACGACGGAUAUACGAUUCCUUAUAUGUGAAAGCAAAAAGUAGGGUUCAUGAAAGUAUUGCAACAGGAACAUUGUUUAAGAAUUAUACAGCGAUUUUAGGCUUACUUUUGCGACUUCGACAAGCUUGUUGCCAUCCUUUAUUGCUGUCCAAAGCAGUGGAAAAAAAGGACAACGAAGUAGAACAAGAGAUAAACUCAAAUGAGUUGCACGACUUAAUUUGGAUGUUUGCAUCGAAGAAAACAUUGAUUCCGGACUAUAUUAGAGAAAUACCCGACAUGGAUGCUCUAAAUACUCUUGCUCCAGAAUGUCCGAUUUGUUGUUCGGAACCUAUACAAGAUCCUGUUGUCUUAAAAUGCAAACAUGUCUGCUGUCGGGGAUGCUUGAAAGAUCACAUAGGUUACCAAAAUAAAAGGGAUAUUUCUCCUCCACUUUGUCAUACUUGUCGUCAGCCCUUUGAAGCGGACGACGUGUACGAGCCUAGAGAAAUUAGAUCGACGGGCUUUACUCUGAAAGAUAAAAGUUUACAAUGGAAUCAUUGGAACCGAUACCAGUCUAUCAAGGUACUGGUACUUUUGGAGUACAUUCAGAAAAUUCUAAGCAAUCCUUCCUCCGAUAAAAUUGUCAUCUUUUCGCAGUUUACUGGCUUUUUGGAUUACAUAGGAGAAAUACUCAAUACGCUACGAAUUAAACAUUCUCGCUUCGACGGCAGAAUGUCUCAGGAACAAAGGUCUAUGUCAUUAGAGCAGUUUCGGAAUGAUCCAACAAUCAACGUCCUUAACAUAUCACUCAAAGCUGGUGGACUUGGUUUGAACCUGACUUGCGCAAACCAUGUACUGAUGAUGGAUCCUUGGUGGAGCUGGUCAGUGGAAUCUCAGGCCAUUGAUCGUGUUUAUCGUUUAGGACAAGAAAAACAGGUUGUCGUAACUCGUUUUAUAGUGCGAGACAGUGUAGAGGAAAGAAUGCUAAAAGUUCAAGAACGUAAAAAGUUUCUUGCGGGAACGCUUGGAAUGUCCAAGGAAGAACAACAAAUUCAAUCUUUGGAAGACAUACAGACUCUGUUUGCUUAA
This is a messenger RNA of Schizosaccharomyces osmophilus, 3327 nucleotides long. It is a transcript of the gene rad8, whose product is annotated as ATP-dependent chromatin remodeller/ubiquitin-protein ligase E3 Rad8. The transcript has a single exon. The record is from RefSeq and is a predicted model, not a curated record. Gene Ontology annotation, molecular function: nucleic acid binding; zinc ion binding; ATP binding. Lineage: Eukaryota; Fungi; Ascomycota; Schizosaccharomycetes; Schizosaccharomycetales; Schizosaccharomycetaceae. The coding region runs from base 1 to 3327 and encodes 1108 amino acids.